This is a messenger RNA of Helicoverpa zea (corn earworm), 3047 nucleotides long. Its product is annotated as PR domain zinc finger protein 5-like. Lineage: Eukaryota; Metazoa; Arthropoda; Insecta; Lepidoptera; Noctuidae. Gene Ontology annotation, cellular component: nucleus. The coding region runs from base 140 to 2368 and encodes 742 amino acids. The record is from RefSeq and is a predicted model, not a curated record. The transcript has 3 exons.
ACGAGGUAAGACCUUCAAUCAUAAAUUAUACCAUUUUUGUGAAUAUUAUUUUCUAAAUUUACCUUCAUUUAGUGUCAGUUGAGCUCCCAAGUGCAGGCGUUAUGUGUUCGUCGGUAUUUUCCAGGUUUAAAUUUCGAAAAUGGAAGUUCAAGAGUGUAACAACAAUGUGGAGGGUCCAUACCCAAUACUGUUCAUACCUAAAGUGUGUACUUCUUUGGAAACCAACUGUGAGAUGUCAGAAAAUGUUUUCAUACACUUGAACAUUUCAUCCCCAGACACUGAAGGGAAUGAAACCGUUAUCUAUAAAGGCUACUGCAAUGUAAAAGUCAUAGAUGGUGGUGAUAUCAGCGUCAAGUACAAUUCACCAAAUAUUUACUCAAGCAAUGACAAUAAUAAUCUGCCUGUAGUUCUGGCUGAAGCGAAUCAGAUAACAUUCCCAACAUACAAUGAUUCCCAGGUCUGGAUAGACCCCAUGAGAAGCCCGUAUGUGUACAAUCGUUGUGAGUCUCCAGUGCAAGAGACAUACACCAUACAUGAGUCUCAUGACAAGCAAAUUACUAUCGAACAGCAUAAUACUUACAUAACUCAAAACGUGUACAGUUACAAAGAAGCUAUUCAGUAUUCUCCCAUCAGUGAUGAACCAAAUGUAGUGAAGAAGACUCAAGAAAAUGUCCAGACUGCUGAAGGUUAUAACAUUUAUGAAGAAGAUGAGCUUGAAUGUGGUGUGUUCCUCUCUCAGCUGUCAGAAGAGAUUAUUAUUCAUGAUAAUGAGACCAGGACUCGGGAUGAAAGGAAGUUUGUUGGUCUAAAGACGGACAAUGAGGCUUUGAAACAACUCAUGUCUUCAGAUAUACAGUCUGUUUCUAGACAGCAAAAAACUAUUCUGUAUUUGGGCCAUGACUCUGAGUCUGGGCAAACCGUGCAGAAUAUUGCAAUCGAUGAUCCUUUAGUUGAGUGUGUACAAGCCAACACAGAGAAAGAAACAACAAUCGACUUUCCCACAAAUUCGAAUCCACGCAAGAAAAAGUACCAAUGUAACAAAUGCAAGAAAUUGUUUGACGAACUGUUUGCGUUCAAGCAGCAUAUGGUGAGCAGCCACCACCACCCAGGCUUGUCUGCACUCUCCGCCAACGUCAACUUUAUGUGCAAAGAAUGUGGAAAAAACCUGAAAAACCAAGAAAAGUUUGAGCAACACUGCCUAGGGCACGGCGACCCAGACUUGGAAUGUAACAAGUGCCACAAAGUGUUCGCGUCAAAGUUCACCUUGCGCAAUCACCGGAAGAUACAUUCUCGAAUGUUUCCAUGCGGACACUGCACAAAGUCUUUUUCUACUGCGCCGGAGUUGCGCGCGCAUGUGUCCAAAAUUCACUUCAUUUUCAUGUGUCACUUGUGUUCUUAUUUUACCGAAGUAAUGGCUGAAUUGAACGCACACUAUAAAGAUCAUGCGAAUAGUUCUAAAUCUUCAACGAACUCCAGCGAGACUGUGUUCCCCGGCUCCUUUGAGGAGAUCAGUAACGAUACAGUCACAGAAGAUAAUAUUGUGAAGGUGGAAGACGAGGAGAGCUUGCAAACUGCCGAUUCGGUCAUAGCAAAAGUGAUUUCUAAUAAGAUAUUUCAGGCAAAUCCUAAAAAGAAAAAAAACCAGAGGAAAUAUAACAAGACUUGCGAAGUUUGUCGCAAAAAGUUCGACCGGAUUGGUGACCUCAAGAGGCAUUUGAUCGAGCACGUGAUAAGAAGCACCCUGUCCAAGAAUCCAGUCAACAGCUUCGGAGUCCUGAACAUCCGAUGCGAGGUCUGUCAAGAAAAGGUAUUUACCAAAGUCGAUAGAUACAAAGCUCAUCUGAGGGAGCACGCCAAACUGACCAUCUAUAAAUGCACGUUUUGCGAUAAAUCCUUCAGCGAUUCCAGUAAUUUCUCUAAGCACAAGAAGGUCCAUGGUUCUACCUUCUUCCAAUGCGAUAUGUGCCAAAGGAAAUUCAACUCUAAAAAGAUGAUAGCCCAGCAUAUGGAAUACCAUAACAAGAAUGGUCCAAUCAAGUGUCGGUUUUGCGAUAAGAUGUUUCAUUUCGAGUCGAUGUUGAACAAGCAUAUCAAAAGUUGUCACAACAAGCAGAUUAUGCCUAAGUUUUGGUGCAGGUUCUGUAGAAACCAUUUUAGUUGUUUGAAGGAGAAAUGGGACCAUGAAUGGCUGGUCCAUAAUGUCAGGAAGAUAAUUGCAGACUGCUUGUUUUGUGGCUCCAGGUUCAGAAAGUAUUCUGAGCUUAAAAGACACUGCACUGAGGAACACGAUGCCGUGAUACCUCGGGCCAAAAAGUUGCUGGGGUGGAAAUGGAAAGGCAAGAUGAGUUUACUCGAAAGUUGUACAUGAAUUAUAAAAAGGCUGGUCUUUUUUGUUUAUAUCUUAGUACAAAUGUUUUCCCAUGCAUAAUGAACAAAUGGGUAACUAAUUAAUUUAUUGUUAUUUACACUUAAGAUAAUAUAUUUUUGUGACCGCGACUGUUAAGUUGUAAAUAGCAUUUUAACGAGUGCUAUCAUUGUGUAUUUAAGCAGUUGAUUUUUGUAAUAUUUUAGAUGAUUUUUUUCGUUAUGUUUACAAGAAUUACAAAGGAACUAUAUUUAUAGGAUUAACCCUUAAGCUUUGAAUAUCUAUACCAUGUGUGACUAAGUUGAUUAUUGUAACUUAGAGGUAUAAAUCAUAUUUACGAACUUAUUCUUACAGUCACUGGAUUCUCAAAACUGUCAGUGGAACUUUAAAGGGGUUUUUUCAUAUACAACUUAGGAAUUUAGGAGAGAGAGUUUUUGAUCAUGUUUUUUGUUAUAUUUUAUAUUAUAUAGUAUGUAAGUGUUUAAUAUAUUGUUACUGUUUAUUUUAUAUUUUGUUUACAAUCAGCCUACUUAUUUAGCUUUAAGUGAGUUGAGUCUUUUGUAACUUUUUUUUACAUUCCGAUUUUUGGUGGAGGUUAGUAAAUAGCUUGUUUUUCACAAUACUAAAGUAAUCCUUUAGGUUAAUCGAUGUUCCUACUUAAAUAAAGUUUGUUUUGUUGAAA